Molecule: messenger RNA, 5070 nt
Organism: Naegleria lovaniensis
Lineage: Eukaryota; Heterolobosea; Eutetramitea; Acrasida; Naegleriidae
Exons: 4
Coding region: 1-5070 (1689 amino acids)
Biological process (GO): intracellular signal transduction; cyclic nucleotide biosynthetic process
Molecular function (GO): phosphorus-oxygen lyase activity
Source: RefSeq, a predicted model, not a curated record
AUGUCUCACCCUCCUGCUGGUACAUCCAUAAGGAACCCCUCAAGCUCAACUGUUGAUGAAUCUGAUGAGGUAGCUUCCUUUCGCAAUGAUGAUGUCGCAAGCACUGGUCACCCUUCUAUGGCUGUAGGCGCUCAGUCCAUGAUCCAUUAUACGCACAGUAUAUUUAGCGGAGCCAAUGGUUUUGGUAAUAGAUCCGUCGCCACAAGCUCAAGCUCUCUAAGUAACACUUCUUCGGACGCGAUAGGUAGCAACGGCUCUGUUUCCAAACAAAUUCUGGAUAAGACGAUGAAUUUUCUCGUUUCUCUCAAUUCAAAGAAAGCAAGACAAGAUUCCAUGAAGAGUGUAUUGCUCCAUUUUGUGAUCUAUGGCUACAUGUUGUUUUGCACGGUUGUACUAAGCUCGGUACCAUCAACUUUGUAUGAAGAGGGAACUUUAUCUGCUAGCAACGCCGAUUCCAAAGGUAGCGCACCUUUGUGGGGCGUCAUUGCUGGAUGGAUUCAACGAGUGUUGUUUUAUCCCAUCAAUGCAGGAGCUGAACACUAUUCGUAUGUGGUUGUGAUUGCUUUAUCAGCAACCUUUGUGUUUCUGGAGGCGUUGACUCUAUUCAUGUAUUAUGUGUACUACAUGCUUCACUCAAGAGGUCACAGAUUCAGUGAAAAGGUCAAGAAACUUGUGCUUCCUUUCACUAUUUUCAUGUUACCCUUGUCAUAUUGGAUGAUUUGGCUUCACUGUAUACCCAUGUCUUCUUCCUUUAUGUCGUCUCGUAACGAAUAUUUCCCAUCAAUUGUUACCAAUUCAACUUUGAAUAUUGUAUUUAUGGCUAUUGGAAGCAUUGGAGUAUUGCUUAACAUCGUUAUAGGUAUCAUUGGAACGAUUGUUACAUGCGAGACAAUUCCACCAACAGCAACAAGAUUUGCAUCAUUUACCAUUGAUAGACCAGACAUUGUGAUCGCCAUUACGUUGUUGAAUCAACUCUCUGUCGUUUUCACUGUGAUACUGAACACCAAUAACGUUAUUGCUUCAUCCGUCGUUAAAUUUAUUUUGAGUGGUUUGGUGUCCAUUUACUUUUUACGAAAAUGUCCUUACUUUAAGAUUUGGGAGAAUGGAGUAGUGUUUGGUUGCCUCCUUGCAAAAACACUGGGAAGUAUUGGGCCUUUAGUAGCAGGAGCUAUUAAGCCAAUUGUUAUAACACAAUUGGAGACCAUAGGUGGACUCAUGUUUGGAAUUACUGUCACUCUGCAAGUACUGGGAUUUUUGGUCGGUACUGUGUCACUUUCAAUUUAUGUUAGACUUUUAGUAUCUUCAGUCAAAAAAUAUAUCAGCAAUACGAUGACAGAAUUUCCAGACAAGUCUGGUGCUCAUCAAAUCUACUCCUCGUUCGAAGGUCGAAAAUCAAUGAACCAAUUGGUGCUCUAUUUACGACUCUCCAUAGAAAGCGCUUUUUCAGAAUCUCCCUCAGCACUUGACGUUUCAUUACAGUUUUUAAAGCACUGCAGCAACAAAUCAUGCUCCAAUGUGGAUUUCUUGUUAGUCGGUGCAGUAAUAGCGACGUUUUAUUCAUCUCAUGAGGAUGUUUUUACUUCAAAUACUCAUGCAAUGAAUAUGUUGAUAAAUGCAAAGAAAAAUAAUCCAUCUCAAACGCAGAAGUAUAUGAUUUUACUUAGAAGUAAGGAGUUAGAAAUCAAUACGGAAAAGAUAUCCAAUAUUAGUGUUGAGCUGAGACAAGCUUUGCAACGUAUUCAGAGGAAACAACAGGCGAUUUCAUACUUUCAUAAAGAGUUCUUCAAAGAACUUUUAAGUGAGAAACCAUCGCUCACAAAGCUAUUGAAUAUCAACAGAUCAGCUACCAAAUUGUUAUCAGAUUGUGAUAGUGGCUACAGAACGUUAUAUUCUAAGAACUCGAACGACAAAAUUUUAUUAAGGUCUUAUGCCAUGUUUUUAGAGUCAUUUAAGUGGGAGUUUGAAGCCGCAAACGAACUGUUAGAAGAAGCCAAUGCAGCAGAUGAUGACGACCCAAAAAAGAUUGCAACAAAUGUGACAAAAAAGCAUUCACUACCCUACAAAUUUAACAAGAGUACUAGAGUUCAUCCAACUUCUUCACUUAAUGCAUACCCACAACCAAAAAAGAUAUCACAGGUUGACAAGACUACCGAGGAAGAAAUGGGACGGAUUGAAGACGAAGAUAAUUGGGAGUCAGUGAGCAAUGGUGGAGACUUAGAUAAGAAAGAAAAUGUGUUACGAUUAAGCAUUAAUACUACUGAAGAGAACACUAUGAUCAAGAUAUGGUUUGCUGCCUUUUGUCUGCUCUCUAUAGUUGUUGUACCCAUUUUGUUCGCAACUUCCAGCAUUAAGUUGAAUCAGGUUUCAGCACGCGUUGCGUUAGAGGAAAAGGUCUGCUCGCUCAGUGGAAUUCCUCAUUUAAUUAUUGCACAAAUUCGCUCUGUUCAAUCCAAGUACAGAUAUUCAAACACACCGGAAAAGAAAGCGGAAAUUCCUUUUGUAGUCUCUAAAGCUACGUCCCAACUCAAAUUACUGUUGGAAAAAGUUAAUAGCGUGAAACUUGCUUCAACAUCCGGUGAGUUUAUUCCGGAAGUGGUUACUACUUUCACAGACGUCAAAUGGCCAUACUAUAUUCCAAUUAAGCAGAAUAAUGAAUUUGCAGACCCGAUUUUCGAGGCUGGAAAUUCCUCAAUAAGCCAGUUCGUGGACUUAAUGCUCAUCCAGGGAUCACAAAUUUUAACAUUGAUCGAUGAUUUGGAGGCAUUUAACCUUACACGAUCCAACUUUCCUUUCUUGGUAUUCUACCUCAACCGUAGAGAAAUGACCACGGCCUGUGACAAUUUUUGUACAUCAUUCAUUCAAAGCUCCAAAUCUGAGAUCUAUCAAGGCAGUAUAGCAUUCUACAGCGUUUGUGGAGUUGUAUUGGGAGUUUACUUGGCAUUCUCUAUUAUUUUUAUUGUGGUGGCAAGAAAUCACUUGUUACAAAUUGAAAGAAUUCUCAAGUAUAUAUUUAUUAGCAUUCCAAAGGAGGAAAGCGGUCGUGUGUUUCAUAGCUUAGAAUUCAAAACUACUCAUCAUAGUUACAAAGAAACUUCAUCUAUAUUCACUCCAUAUUUGAUUUACAUGCUAGUCUCGUUGUCGAUCAUUGUCAUAAUAGUAAUUUCAAGCAUAUUAAUAAUCAUUGAGUUCGAUAGAAAUGUUUCAACCUCAACAUCAACAAUGCAAACAGUAAGCUUGUUGAACACCGUAGUUAGAACAUCAAUGAGAGUUAAUUUCAGGCUCAAUGAGCUGGUUGUUAAAAGCAAACUGAUGUUGAUUCCUUGGAAUAUUGUCAAGGAAGAUAAUAUGCACGAGUUAAGAAAUUGUGAUCAAGCCUGGAGGGAAAUUAGUGUUGGAGGUGCGAACACUGGAUAUGAGUCACCAAUUUCUGGAUUAUCUUCUGAAAUUGACGUACUUUUUACAGGAACUUGCAACAGUACAAAUUCCACUCUUACGAACAAAACACUAUCCUUUCAUGAGAUUGAUCUUUAUUAUGAAUGCCAAGGCAUGAAUCAACUUGUUUCUGAAUUCAUUUCUCAAGCGAUAGAGCUAAAUAAUGACUAUUACUCAAACUAUUACGAUCAACAGACAGCGAUCACCAUUUAUUUCAAGAACAUUUACUUUGUAUCCAUUUCUUUUGCAAACAAAUCGUUUGAGUUUAUUUCAAAAUAUGUUACGUAUGCCAAGAAUGCCAGCUUGAGCCUUUCAAUUUCUGCUUUUGCUAUCAGUAUUUCAUUAUGCUUGUUACUGCUAUUAUGGAGCUAUUCCACCCUUUCAAAAUAUUGGGAUGAAAAACACAAUGCGAGAACAUUAUUGAAUUAUAUCAGCGGUGAAGCCAUUGAUCAAAAUGAAGACCUGAAGCAGUAUGUAAUGGCUCACAACAUUCCCAACAAAUACCCAAAACCUGUCCAAAAAUUCACCAACAUGAUGGGUCUCACUAAUCAUUCGGUUUCCUCUGAUCUUUCUGAAGAUCCAAUGUCCAUGACCAAAUCCAUUAUGAAUGCAGCUGCAGAUGGUUGUAUUGUUUGUAACCCUGAAGGCUCCAUUGUAAUAUUUAACAAAGCUGCUGAGAAUAUGUUUGGAUAUCACCAAAGUGAAUUAUUGGGAGCUCCUCUGACUUCUCUUUUUUCAAUAGCAGAUCAACAAAAGAUUGAAAAGUCCAUUUUUUCAAUUACCUCUUCUAAAAACGCAUACACUGAAACAUUUGAGCUGUCACCUGUUCGAAAGAAUAAGACUUGUUUCUCUGCAUCCGUUUCGAUAUCCAUUAGUUUUUUCAACAAGAAAUCCAUCAUUGCAUGCUUUGUCAAGGACAUUACAUCAGAGAAGAAGCAAACUGCUCUUAUUAGUGAAGAAAAGAAGAAGAGUGAAGAAUUACUCUUAAAUAUUUUACCUUUACCUGUGGCUAUUCGUCUCAAGCAAGGUGAAACUUCUAUUUGUGAAAAAUUUAAUGAUUUGACUAUACUCUUCAGUGACAUGGUUGGAUUCACAUCUAUGAGUAGUACAAUGACUCCUAAUGACUUAAUUGUCAUGCUUGGGGAUAUCGUACUAAAUUUUGACAAGCUCACUGAAAAAUACUAUAUUGACAAGAUUAAGACCAUAGGCGAUGCCUACUUUUGUGUAGCGGGCGCUCACGCAAGCAAAUCAUCCGAUCAUGCUGAGCGAAUGCUUAAAUUUUCAAUUGAUGUAUUUGCAUUUUUGAAUACAUUCAACAAGCAAAACGGCUGGGAAAAGAAAAUUAAUGUGAGAAUUGGACUUCAUACUGGAGAUUGUGUAGGAGGUGUCAUCGGUUUCAAGAAGUUUGCAUAUGAUUUGUGGGGUGACAGCAUUAAUGUCGCUAGUAGAAUGGAGAGCACUGGAGUACCAGGCAGAAUUCAUAUUUCUAGAUCCACCUACGAAAGAGUGCACGAUUUAGGAUUUGAGUUUGAAGAACGAGAAGGUAUCCAAGUCAAAGGCAAAGGAUUGAUGAAAACCUAUUUACUUGCCAGCAAACAUCAUUUACCUGCUAUUGAGGAUGCACCUAUUCAAGAAUAA